This is a messenger RNA of Perkinsus marinus ATCC 50983, 1353 nucleotides long. RefSeq lists its product as hypothetical. Gene Ontology annotation, cellular component: microtubule; kinesin complex. Gene Ontology annotation, biological process: microtubule-based movement. Bases 1 to 1353 code for a protein of 450 amino acids. Gene Ontology annotation, molecular function: ATP binding; microtubule motor activity; ATP hydrolysis activity. The transcript is spliced from 8 exons. Lineage: Eukaryota; Perkinsozoa; Perkinsida; Perkinsidae. The record is from RefSeq and is a predicted model, not a curated record.
AUGACUCAGCCGGAGGACACCGAGAACUCUGCUGGCUACGGAAGGCCCUGUAAAGCAGUCUCCUUCUGCCUACUACACCCAGACUGCAAAGGGCGUAUACUGCCCAGUGCCAGUGGCAAGUCCGUGCUUAUCGAUAACGCCGCUCUCGGAGGGGAAGCUAUUUUCGAUUCCGUUAUCAAGGGGGACAAGUCUCAGGAUGAGCUAUUCGAGAUCAUCUGCAAGCCGUUCCUGAGGGACCUCCUCACCGAGAAGCGUGGCAGUAACAAUAAGGGCUUCCUCGUUCUGGCCGCUGGUCCCUCGGGUGCUGGCAAGACCUUCUGCGUUACUGGUGGCGCGACCAAGUUCUCCGACCGGGGCUUGAUCCCACGGACCUUGACACAUUUAUUCGAUCACAAGCCGAACUCGAUGAAAGUUGAGAUAUCAUUUUACGAGAUAUAUAAGGAGGAGGUUGUGGACCUCCUGUCGCCCAGGGCCAAGAUUUCCCAUAGCGAGGACCUCACUAGAAUGCUGGUGGACAAUGAGUCGGGCGCAUACCAGGCCCUCUUCACCGGCGACAGCAAUCGGCACUUUGAGAAAAUGCCGCAGAAUGCAGAGGCCAGCCGUGGGCAUGGCAUAUUCGAGAUCCUUAUCAACGGUCAGGAUAAGAUAACGUUUGUGGACCUGGCCGUUUACGUGCCCAACUGUCGCACCUCUACAAGUCGGUUGAACAAGAAGUCUCAAGACGCGUUGAAGAACGUCAUACAGUCACUGGCCCAAGAGGGCAAGCGGAGGAGCGGCCAUGCGAGGGAGUCGCAGUCCCCAGCGUUCCGACAGAGCAUGCUGACCUUAGUCUUGAAGCCGUACUUGCAGUCCGUCCAGUAUGGGGUCAUAGGCAGCGUGUUGAUCACGUGUCUGGGUCCAGGUGGGUCCGCGGCCUCUAGGGCAUGGAGUGAAGGGGCUAGGGCGGACAACCAGCAGUGGACGCGGUUCGCCGAGUCGUGGUGGAAAGCAUUUCAGAGACGGAAGCCUGUGUCGGCCUCUAAGACGGUGAGUCGGAGGUCACCCUUGCGGGCCCAAGAGAAGGAGGGCCAUGACUCUAUGGACGUCUCAACCGAUGACAUCGACUGGAGUGAAGAGCCCACCCUACCGGCGGUUCCCCCAAUACAGCUGGCGGCGGCGGCUCGGCACAUCGGCACUAUGAUAGCCGGCACCGUGUCCUCGACCGCCGCGCCGUGGAACAGCACGAGCAACAAGCCGCCUGCUCAUCCCAUGCCAACACGCCAGGAGAGCCACCUGGAAGAGGCAAGAGCCGCUAGCGAUCAAGUCGGUGUCAAGCUCAGCUUCACCGUUCUCGAGGGUGGAGAGCUCGGCUAA